CCGCCCCUCCCCCCCCCACCUUCGCAAACGCUACUCUCCUUCGCCCCAUUAUCGACCGCUUCAAUUCCUCCGCCACCUCUCCCAUCCGCCUCCACCUCCUCCCCUUCCCCUCAGCCGCCGCCGGUCUCCCCGAGGGAUGCGAGAGCUUUUCCUCCAUUUUCUCCGACGAUCAUCUAUCCAAAUUUAUCAAAGGCAUUGCCUUUCUCCACCACCCGUUCGACCUUCUCCUUAAAGAACUCCGCCCAGACUUCGUUGUCUCCGACUUCUUCUUGCCAUGGACCCAUCAAGUUUGCGCCCAAAAUGGCGUACAAAGAAUCGUUUUUGACGGCUCCAGUUUGUUUGCGCGGUGUGCUUUUGACAGCAUCCAGAGGCAUAAGGUCAUUGAGAACCUACAGCAAGAAGCAGAGUCCUUCGUCCUCCCCGACCUCCCGCAUCACAUCGAGCUACUCCGAUCGCAAGUCGAAGACCCCAUUAAAUCAAUCCCUUCUGUGCUCGAGAUCUUCAAUCAAGCGCAGGAGGUCGAUUCAAACAGCUACGGAUUGGUGGUGAACAGUUUCUAUGAGCUGGAGCAGGACUAUGUGGAGCAUUUUAGGAAAGUGAUGGGGAGGAAGGCGUGGCUCAUCGGUCCUGCCACUCUCUGCAACCAAGAAGGUGCGGAUAUGUUUGGAUGGCGAGGAGAAACCAAAGUAGGCGAAGAAUGCGUCAAGUGGCUCGAUGGAAGAAAGCAGGGAUCUGUAGUGUACAUGUGUUUUGGCAGCAUAAGUGCAUUCACAGCAGCACAACUGAGGGAGAUGGAACUUGGGCUCGAGGCUUCGAGCCAUCCGUUUGUUUGGGCGGUGCGAAACGCGGGUGAGGAUUGGAUUCCUGAAGGGUACAUGCAGAGAAUAGAAGGAAGAGGUCUUUUAAUCAAUGGAUGGGCGCCGCAACAACUAAUACUUAAUCAUGCGGCGGUGGGCGGAUUCAUCACACAUUGUGGAUGGAAUUCGUGCUUAGCAGGGAUAAAUGCGGGCUUGCCGAUGGGGACAUGGCCGCUCUUUGCGGAGCAAUUCUUCAAGGAGCGGCUUUUGGUGGAUGUGCUGAAGAUUGGAGUGGCGGUGGGUUCGAAGGUUUUCGGGAUAACAUCGGAGGAUCGGCCGGUGAUAAAGGCGGCGGCUUUAGAGGCUGCGGUGAGGAACGUGAUGGGAGAGGGAGGGGAGGCGGAGAAGAUGAGGAAGCGUGCCAAUGAGCUUAAAGAGAUGGCGAGGAGCACAAUGGAGGGGGGAGGAGGGUUAUCUUAUAGUAAUCUUGAAAAUUUGAUACUGGAGUUGAUGGAGAAGAAGGAGAAGAAGGCACGAGCUGUAUGA
Molecule: messenger RNA, 1343 nt
Organism: Phalaenopsis equestris
Lineage: Eukaryota; Viridiplantae; Streptophyta; Magnoliopsida; Asparagales; Orchidaceae
Product: scopoletin glucosyltransferase-like
Exons: 1
Molecular function (GO): UDP-glycosyltransferase activity
Source: RefSeq, a predicted model, not a curated record